CCCCUCUCUCAUCUCCCUCCGGCCCGGCCCAUUGCCGGAUGCUCCGCCCGCACACCUGCUCCAGGAGCUCUAGGCCACAACCCCACCCUCGGCAGCUCCGGGACGGCUCCGAGGGUGGGCUGCCUCCCGUGCCCUCCACGUUAAGGGCCCGUCAUUGGGCUGACCCGCUGUCAGCCCGAGCUCCGACCGACCUCCUUUUUGUGGUGUUUGUCUGGACCGCAACACAAUAGCGGAGCGGGGCCCUCCUCUCGAUGCCGCCCAUUGGCUGGAGCUCCGCCCUGGCGGUCUCUGAUUGGCCGAAGGCAGAAACACCAAGCUAGGUUGCCUAGCGAUCGCCGAGGAAGCUGAUGUGUUAGUCGUUGUUUGCAGCGGAGGAUCAGGAAGUAUAAAGUUGGUGCUUCCUCGGUGCCGGAGAAGUUUCUCACCCCGAAGGACUGAAGGGUGAACAGGUGUCCUGAGCCAAGGGGAGCCAUCCGCCGUCCGGGCCCCGCACCCCGAGUAGCCGCCGCGACGCCAGGUGAGAAUGUCAUCUUUGACUCACCGAGGCCGGCGGCGAGCUGAGGUUGGCAAGAAUUCUGAAAAGAAGUUGGAAGGUGAGGAAGACUCCAACCAAGAUAGAGGUCUGGAUAAUGAUGACUCCGGGGACUCUAAGGAUAUUCGCCUCAACCUUAUGGAAGAGGUGUUGCUCCUGGGCCUGAAGGAUAAGGAGGGUUAUACAUCCUUCUGGAAUGACUGCAUUUCCUCCGGGCUCCGGGGAGGCAUCCUGAUUGAAUUGGCUAUGCGCGGCCGGAUCCAUCUGGAGCCCCCCACCAUACGGAAGAAGAGACUCCUUGACAGAAAGGUGUUGCUAAAGUCAGAUAGUCCGACUGGAGAUGUAUUACUGGAUGAAACCCUCAAGCACAUCAAGGCCACAGAACCUGCUGAAACGGUUCAGACAUGGAUAGAGCUACUCACUGGUGAAACGUGGAAUCCCUUCAAGCUGCAGUACCAGCUGAGAAAUGUGCGAGAACGGAUUGCCAAAAAUCUGGUGGAGAAGGGUAUUCUGACCACCGAGAAGCAAAACUUCCUGCUCUUUGACAUGACUACCCACCCAGUGACCAACACAACAGAAAAACAGCGGCUGGUCAGAAAGCUUCAGGAGAGUGUUCUGGAACGAUGGGUAAAUGACCCCCAGCGCAUGGACCGCAGAACCCUGGCCCUUCUGGUGCUGGCCCACUCCUCAGAUGUCCUAGAAAGUGUCUUCUCUACGCUGGCGGAUGACAGAUACGACAUAGCCAUGAAUCGAGCCAAGGACCUGGUAGAGCUUGACCCAGAGGUGGAAGGAACAAAGCACAGUGCCACGGAGAUGAUCUGGGCCGUGUUGGCAGCCUUCAAUAAAUCCUAAAGCCAGCAGGUGGGUUACCCCUUCCCCUGCUGCUGAUGACCACCGAAGGCCACAUCGCUCCGUUCAUGGGAUGAGGUGUUUGAUUGGGAGUUGGUUGGUUUUCAUCUUUUUUUUCCUUCUCUUGGACCAAAUUCUUGGUGAGUAAGGGAGCAACCUCAGGGCAUCGCCAUAGGCCUUGACUUGACAAAUGAAGACUUGCCACUUUUCCCAACACUUCUUGCCCUGUGGAUGAGAGCAUGGGGCUCAGCACCCUGCUCUCCCUUUUUGGCUUGCCCCUGUGGCUUGGGCACAUGUGACCAGUUGGGUGGGGUCCAGAUGCUUCAGCCACAGAAGUAGUCAGGCAGAAGUAGUAGAGCAAGUUCUUCAUUUUUCUAAAAACUGUGUCCCAUCUUAAAUAUAUAGCUCACUCAAGUCCUUUGUCUCUUGGACUCUCUCAGUGUACUGUAGUUUAUUAAAGUAGCAUCCUACUUGGGUGAAGGGCAGAAAUCAAAACUAGUUUUUGAAGCACUUGAGAUGUGGUAUUUGUAUAUCCCUGUCCUGCUGAUGUUUUCCCCAUCUUUCCAUUUCCAGCUUUACAGCAUGUCUGAAACCUGCUAGCCUAGUCAUUUAAUUUAGAGAUAGGAGAGAUAAAUUGUCAGACUCCCUCCUAUUCCACUUUACCCUUUCCCAGGUCAGAAAACCAAUUUAAAAAUUUAUCUCUUAACUACCUCCUCUUUGCAUUGCAGCGUUGGAAGUUGUGAUAGGGAAGGAACAAAAUUCCUACCCUGUACCACAAGAUCAUUCUGGUUUCCUCCUCCCUGUGCCCUGCAGUCCUUUUCACAUAUUUAUUUUGGCUUCGGUCAAUGAAGCUAGAACUGAAAUUGCUCUUAGAAUGCAGCCUCCUGAUUCAGAGUAAAUGUCUAAGCUCUGGGUCUUCAUGUAUGCCAUCAGGCUUCCUGACCAGAGGUGGUGAGCCCCUAAACUCCACUUUAGUGUUAGGGUUAUAGGUUAGCCUCGCUAUGGCCAACCCCUUCCAGAUCACUCAUCUUUGAACCUCCUUCUCAACUUUAUUUGUAACAGAAGAGGCAGGGAGAACCUUUAUUGAGGGCUCAUCUUGGGGAUUAUGUAUGAAAGGCAAUUUGAUAUUAGAAAUGCAGGUCCCGGGAAUAAGUUUAGCCCCUUCCCUGCACCCCCCAAUAAGCACUGCCUCUUGACUAUGGCUAAAACAUAGUCCGGCAGUGGCCAGGCCUCCUGGUGGUUCUGGAGUGGAGCUGUCUGUAGGGUUGUCCUGCAUGUUCAGAAGUAAUUGAAUGUAUCAGCAUAAUCACCUUCCUUCUCCUAACCUGGCCAUGAUGACCACAAAUAUUACCAAAUUUACAUGUCUUCGUUUUCCCUUCAUCACCUUUUGAUGGCGAGAAGCAAAUUGUUGGUGAUAAUUGUGAAACUAGACAAUUCCAAAUUUGCUUUUCUUGAGACAGAAGCCAAGUAAGUCUCUCAUAGCCCAACUUGGCUUUGCUUUUCUUGCAAUUUGAACCACUCGUAUGCAUGAAAGCCAGGUUGUCCUCUGGAAGCUUCAGUUUAAAUGGUGCUAGAGGUCAUGCUGAGUUUGGUUCUUCUCAGUCCUUGGUAUUGGUCAUAAUUUUUGCUACUUCUCUCUCAAAAAGACAGGGAGAGGCCAGGUAUAAAUCUGCAUUGUGUACACUGCCGAUCAGCUUCCUUUUAUCUGCAUAUCGCCAUCACCUUUGUUCAAUAAAGUUUGUAUUCUUGGCUUU
This is a messenger RNA of Dromiciops gliroides (monito del monte), 3135 nucleotides long. It is a transcript of the gene GOLPH3L, whose product is annotated as golgi phosphoprotein 3 like. The transcript has 5 exons. Gene Ontology annotation, molecular function: phosphatidylinositol-4-phosphate binding. The record is from RefSeq and is a predicted model, not a curated record. Gene Ontology annotation, biological process: Golgi to plasma membrane protein transport; Golgi vesicle budding; Golgi organization. Bases 524 to 1384 code for a protein of 286 amino acids. Gene Ontology annotation, cellular component: Golgi cisterna; cytosol; trans-Golgi network. NCBI's taxonomy places the organism in Eukaryota, Metazoa, Chordata, Mammalia, Microbiotheria, Microbiotheriidae.